This is a messenger RNA of Hansenula ciferrii, 708 nucleotides long. RefSeq names its product Apoptosis-enhancing nuclease. The transcript has a single exon. Gene Ontology annotation, cellular component: nucleus. The coding region runs from base 1 to 708 and encodes 235 amino acids. The record is from RefSeq and is a predicted model, not a curated record. Lineage: Eukaryota; Fungi; Ascomycota; Saccharomycetes; Phaffomycetales; Wickerhamomycetaceae. Gene Ontology annotation, molecular function: nucleic acid binding; exonuclease activity.
AUGACUGUUGAUUUUGAUCACUAUGCAAUUGCUGAAAAAUUAAUUUUGACUUAUGAUCAAUUAUCCAGAAGAAGCUAUCCAGUUCACUCUAAGGUGCCGGGGUUUGAAGGCAAUCCAAAAAUUUUAGGUUCCAUCUGCCUUGAUUUGAGCAUUGACGGUGAAUUUGUUGAAACAUUUAGAAGUUUUUGUACAAGAGAGCCCAAAAUUUUCGCUUUGGAUUGUGAGAUGAUUCAGACCAGUUACUUGACAAAAUCAGUGGGUAAAGUAGCAGUGGUUGAUAUCAAUGGCAAAAGAAUUUUAGAAGAAAUUCUUUUUCCAAAUGACCCAAUGUAUUAUAUGUCCAAAAAGACCAGAUAUUAUGAAGAAAACUUUACUGUUAAAAGCUUUAAAAAGUUACAAAACAAGUUAUGCAAUAUCAUUGGUGUGAACGACAUCCUUGUUGGUCAUGCUUUACAAGGGGAUUUGAGAGCAUUGAAGCUAAGACACCCUAAGAUUGUGGAUACUAGAACGCUUUAUGAAGAUGUAUCUUCUCCUAAAUCAUUAAAAAGUUUGGCUGUCGUGUAUUUAGGUGAAAACAUUCAAAGGAGCAAAAGGAAACAUGAUCCUGUUGAAGAUUUCAGAGCUUCCAUGAGCUUAUUUAAAAAGUUCUGCGUAAAAUCAAAAGCUAAAGUUAUCAAAGAUCAAGAACAUCCUUCAAGUAUAAGUUAA